Molecule: messenger RNA, 372 nt
Organism: Cylindrotheca closterium
Lineage: Eukaryota; Bacillariophyta; Bacillariophyceae; Bacillariales; Bacillariaceae
Source: the annotation of a GenBank genome assembly
AUGGAUAAACUAAAGAAGGCACAAAAGGACGAAUUUGCCGUUUCGUUCGCCAUUUUGGCUCUCUAUGACGGAUCUGCUGAAGUCACCGGUGAACAAAUCAACACCUUGUUGGAAGCAACCGGAAACACUGAAGUUGCUCCUUACUACCCAAUUAUCUUUUCCAACUUCUUGAAUACCCCCGAGAAGAUCGCUGAAAUGAUCGCAUCUCCAGGAGCCGGAGGUGGCGGCGGCGGCGGCGGUGGUGCCGGUGGCGAUGCUGGAGGCGAAGCUGCAGAGGAAGUAAAGGAAGAGGAAGCUGAAGAGGAAGAAGCCGAAAUCGGUGGAGGUAUGGAUAUGUUUGGAGCCGACGGUGGUGACGGUGGUGAUUAUUAA